GUAAACAAAGACUGAAGAACACAAGCAUAGAGUUACUGCUGUAUUCUCCAGCAUUUACCUUUUUAGAUCAAAAACAGAACUCUGAUUGAGAAGAUGGCAAUAAUGUUGUUUUUGGCGUCUCUUCUCCCAGCUGUAUUGUGCAGUGGCUGUAAAUUCAUGCAGUUUGACUGUUCUGAUAUCUAUAACUCAGGAGAAACAGUCAGUGGGAUUUACUCCAUCUAUCCAGCAGGAGACAUUCCUGUCUGGGUUUACUGUGAGAUGAUCUCAGGUGGGAAAGAUGAAGACAACGGAGGAUGGACGGUGAUUCAGAGGAGAAUGGACGGCAGUGUGAAUUUCUAUCUGCCGUGGAAUCAGUACAAGAGAGGAUUUGGGAAUGUGGAGGGAGAAUACUGGCUGGGGCUGGAGAACAUGUACCAGCUGACACGUAACAACAAGUACAUGCUGAGAGUGGAUCUGGAGGACUUUGAAGGAAGGAAAGGCUUCGCUCUGUACUCGUCCUUCUCUGUGGAUUGUGAAUGUGCUGGAUAUCAGCUGCAUGUUUCAGGAUUCACUGAUGGAGGAGCUGGCGACUCUUUAUCUGGCCAUAAUGGACAGAAGUUCUCCACCUUUGACAAAGACCAAGAUUCCUAUGAAAAGAACUGUGCCAAACAGUAUCUCGGGGGAUUUUGGUACGCAGUCUGUCACACUACAAACCCCAACGGUGUGUAUUUAUGGGGUGAAGAUCCCACCUAUCAUGCCAUUGGUGUUGUUUGGUCAACGUGGAAGAAUUACGCAGUCAGCAUGAAAUCCAUCAGCAUGAAGAUCAAAUAUGUUUCUUAGCAACAAUAAGGUUCCUGUGGCUCAGUGGUAGAGCAUUGUGUUAGCAGUGCAAAGGUUGUGGGUUUGAUUCCCAGGGGAGCACAUGUUAGGUAAAUAAAAAAAAAAUGUUAGCCUAAAUGCACUGUAAGAUGUUUUGGAUAAAAGCGUCUGCUAAAUGCAUAAAUGUAAAUGGAAUACCGUACUCCUUAAGAGGAAACUUUUCCUGAUUAUUCAAGAGCUUAACAACAAUAUUUUCCCUCUUUGCUGUGUAACUGAGUGAACGUGUAUUGAAUAUUUCUCAUCUAUAGCUGCUUGUGUAGCACAUUAAAACCAACUGAAUCCAUAUUUAGAUGAUUUGUCACUUCAUAAACCUUCGAUAAACUCCUACUUUAAAUGAAUUAUUCUUUAAAUUCUUGACCUAGACUUUGAGUAGACUAGAAUUAUGUCUGAACCGUGUACCGUAGUUGUACAUGUGCGCUGCUGUGGAUGGUUAAGUUGGU
Messenger RNA from Cyprinus carpio (common carp), 1298 nucleotides. RefSeq names its product microfibril-associated glycoprotein 4-like. NCBI's taxonomy places the organism in Eukaryota, Metazoa, Chordata, Actinopteri, Cypriniformes, Cyprinidae. The transcript is spliced from 5 exons. Bases 94 to 819 code for a protein of 241 amino acids. The record is from RefSeq and is a predicted model, not a curated record.